This is a messenger RNA of Manduca sexta (tobacco hornworm), 1049 nucleotides long. Its product is annotated as alpha N-terminal protein methyltransferase 1. Gene Ontology annotation, molecular function: N-terminal protein N-methyltransferase activity. NCBI's taxonomy places the organism in Eukaryota, Metazoa, Arthropoda, Insecta, Lepidoptera, Sphingidae. The record is from RefSeq and is a predicted model, not a curated record. Gene Ontology annotation, biological process: N-terminal protein amino acid methylation. Gene Ontology annotation, cellular component: cytoplasm. Bases 223 to 969 code for a protein of 248 amino acids. The transcript is spliced from 2 exons.
UUUGGCAGCACUGGUUAAAUGUCAACUGUCAAGUUGGAAAUGUGUUGCACGUUUUGUUCUUUUUGAACAUCAGAUUAAUUUGUUUUUGGCCUUUACUUUAAGUUAAAAUAAUAUAUUAUGCUCAGUAUAAAUUACAUAUUUCAUAUUUUCUUCUCAAGUUAUUCAACGAGGCAUCGUAAUAUCUUGAGUUAAUUUUAAACUUUCUAUUUAUUUCGCUAAAUUAUGACAGCUAAAGAUAUUGACAACAAUGUCAUUAAUUACGAAAAAUCACUGGAGUAUUGGGCAGAUAUACCUGCUACAGUCGACGGAGUCCUCGGAGGCUUUGGGUUCAUAUCAGACGCUGAUAUAGAAGGUUCUACAAUAUUUUUGAACUCUCUUUUAUCAUCAAAAAAUCCACCUUGCACGAACACAGCGAUAGAUUGCGGAGCAGGCAUCGGAAGAAUAACGAAGUUUCUGCUAACACAAUUCUUCAAGUCAGUGGAUAUUGUUGAACCGGACAGCAAAUUUAUCAGUACAAUCAAAGACUUUGUUGGCGAAAACAAAGAAAAAGUGGGCAACUUGUACAAUGUAGGUUUGCAGGAAUUUCAUCCGGUUAAAAAAUACGAUGUAAUAUGGAAUCAAUGGGUUCUAGGCUACCUUAAAGACAUGGACUUGAUAUCAUACCUUGUUCGUUGCAGUAAUGCUUUAAAUGAAAAUGGAAUCAUAGUGGUUAAAGAAAAUGUUACAUCAUCUGGGAAACCAGAAAAUGAUGACAAUGAUUCAUCAGUCACAAGAUCUCUGAAACAAUAUCUAAAAAUAUUCAAAGAUGCCAAUUUGAAAAGAAUCAAACAGGUGAAACAAACAAAUUUUCCUAACGGCAUAUAUCCUGUUUAUAUGUUUGCUCUUGUGCCAAUAUGUAAUAACUCAGGACUAUACAAUAAUGUAUGCAAUGCAACAGAAAAAUAUGUCAGUGAGAUAAAUAAGUUAUAACAUAUAAGAUUUUUAUAGAUACAUUUAUAACAAUGUUAUAAAUUAGUGUAUACAUAUAAAUAAACAUUUUUAUGGCUUUA